Corapipo altera (White-ruffed manakin) is the source of this 8494-nucleotide messenger RNA. It is a transcript of the gene SNX7, whose product is annotated as sorting nexin 7. NCBI's taxonomy places the organism in Eukaryota, Metazoa, Chordata, Aves, Passeriformes, Pipridae. Gene Ontology annotation, molecular function: phosphatidylinositol binding. The record is from RefSeq and is a predicted model, not a curated record. The transcript has 9 exons. Bases 12 to 2159 code for a protein of 715 amino acids.
CUCCUUUUCUGAUGCAAUGUGUUGUCAACUUGUUCUCACAAGCACAUCCCUGCCGCCAAAGCAGUCCCUGGCCCCAGCGAGCACACGCGGCCCCAGGGCGAAGGGGCAGGCGAGCCUCCAGUUACAACGAUAGAGCGGCUGCCCCAAGAGUAACAGAGGUGACGGGCAAGGCGCGUUCGCGGGCUGCUGCUCCCAUGGCGGGCCCUGGGCGUCUACCAGGAAGGGAGAGACCAGCCUGGAGAAGGCAGAAAAGUCUGGGUACGUCCCUGCCGGGCGCCCGGGGCUCCCGAGGACAGAGCGGCUGCCCGGCCGUACGGGGCUCUCCAGCCCGAGGCACUGCACACACUCGUUCCAGUGGCCCCGGCCAGCAGCGGCCACGCUCCCCACGACCGCCCCACGGAAGGCUCUCCCACGGCCGCUGCCCCCAGCCCGCCCAGUCCCCGGCCGCGCCAGGGGCGGCCCGGGCAGGGGCCCCGCGCCUCCACAAACACGCCCGUGGGCGUUGGGCCGUCCCGUCCCGCCUCCGCAGAGGUCGCAGCCGCAGACCUGCCGUCGGGGCCCGCCGGCAGGCACGGCACCUCCCAGCCCGGACCGGCACUCCCAGCACCCGCGGUCCCCGCUCCCUCCCAGCCCGGGCCGGCAACGCAGCCCGCCCGCCGCCGCUUCCACUCCUGCGCACUGGGCGCGCCCCCCAGGCGGGCCGGGGCCGGGGGCGGGCCGCGGGCGGGGGAGCGGCGGGCGGCCAAUUGCGGCCCCGCGGGGAGCGGCUGCGGCGGGGCCCCUGCCCGUGCUCGCAGGGCAGGAUGGAGGCGGAGGGCCGGGCACCGGGGUCGCCGCUCCUUGCCGGCGGGGAAGGGCCUGGGGCCGACUCGCGCCCCGCUGCGGGUGCCCCCGGCACGGCCCGGGGGCCGCUGAUCGCCGCCGCCGAGGUGCUGGCGCUGGACGAUGAGGAGGACGACCUGGAGGUGUUCAGCAAGGAUACAUCUCUGGCUGAGGUAAACUCAUUCAGUCCUUCAAUGCCAAUAUCCCCCUCAUCAAUGAUAAACCAAUAUAAAUUUGAAGAUGGACCAGAAUUAAGAGAUCUCUUCAUUACAGUCGAUGAUCCUGAAAGCCACAUUACAGCCAUUGAAACAUUUAUUACAUACAGAGUAGUCACAAAGACAUCCCGUGGUGAAUUUGACUCCAGUGAAUAUGAAGUUCGAAGACGAUACCAGGAUUUCCUUUGGUUGAAGAGCAAACUUGAAGAAGCACAUCCGACACUGAUUAUUCCUCCAUUGCCUGAAAAAUUCAUAAUGAAGGGCAUGGUGGAACGAUUUAGUGAUGAAUUCAUUGAGACUCGAAGAAAAGCUUUACAUAAAUUUUUGAACCGUAUUGCUGAUCAUCCAACUUUAACUUUUAAUGAAGACUUCAAAAUUUUUCUUACUGCACAAGCCUGGGAACUCUCAUCACACAAGAAGCAGGGUCCCGGUUUGCUGAGCAGGAUGGGACAAACCGUCAGAGCUGUAGCAUCCUCAGUAAGAGGAGCAGUUAAAAAUCGUCCCGGAAUGUUUACAGAAAUCAACGAUUACAUGGGAACAUUUAGUCAGAAAAUAAACUUACUAGAUAAAAUAGCUCAUAGGAUUUACAAGGAAGAAAGGGACUAUUUUAAUGAAAUGAAGGAAUACGGCCCCAUCCACACCCUCUGGUCAGCAUCGGAAGAAGAUUUAGCAGACUCCCUGAAGGGCAUUGCCAGCUGCAUCGACAGGUGUUGCAAGGCUACGGAGAAGAGAAUGGCAGGGCUCUCAGAAAACCUGCUGCCAAUUUUACAUGAAUAUGUUCUCUACAGUGAAAUUCUGAUGGGUGUUUUGAAAAGGAGAGACCAAAUUCAAGGCGAGCUUGAUUCCAAAGUUGAUGCUUUAGCCAAUAGAAAGACAGAAAAGGAUCUGUUCUCAGAAGAGACUGGGAAACUUGAAGACAAAGUUGAACGUGCCAAUAAUGCUCUGAAAGCGGAUUGGGACAGAUGGAAGCAGAACAUGCAGUGUGAUAUGAGAUCAACAUUCACUAAUGUGGCUGAGAAUAAUCUCCGUUUUUAUGAAGAGUGCCUUGCUACAUGGGAGUCCUUCCUAGCAUCUCAAACAGUGGAUCUUCAUGUGGAAGAAGAUUCUGAAGACAGGCCUUGAGUAAUAUCUCUGAUUGAUCUCUGCCUUUUCCAUACAGUUUCUCCCAACCAAAGUGCUUUAUAUGAGAUCAAAUACAUUAUUAAAUUUAACUGCUAAAAUCAGUGAAAUGCAGAAAACCAGCUUAUUGAACACUCAGGUAUUCUAGUCCUGAAAUACAUUUUGGAACAUGCUAUAUAUUGCUUUUUAUUGCUUAGCUCUGAUUUUACAUAUUUUUAUGCAUUUGCAUACAAUUGUUUUCAUAAAUAUAGCAUCAUUUGGAUAUAAAGUAUUUUAAAUAUGUAAAAAUAGCUCCAUUUUAAUAAAAAGUUUAAUAAGGAAAGUUUGUCCUCAUUCUGUAUCCUAGUCUUUAAGAAGUAUUUCGGUAUUUUAGCAUUCUUCUUAUAUUCUCUUUCUUGAGUAAUUUCUUGUACUUGUAAAAUUACCUCACGUAGUUUUCAAGGACUAGGACUUUAGGAUUACAUUGAUAGGUCUUGCCGGUCACCUGAUGGCAACAUGGUACAUAGAGAUGCCAAACAUGUUCUGUAAGAUUAAUGAUGUUUAAAGUAUUGUUAAUUUAGUUCUUAGUAUGCAGUACUUACAUGUCUAUUAGAUGUCUAUUAGACAUCUUCAAUUUGACAUUUUUUAAAGGAUGAAGAAAAAACUGGCAGAUCAUGAAACAGAUUGUCUGUACAGUGAUGACACAGCACUGAUCCUACCAGCACAAGAGCUUCCAUUUGGAGUUUGCAGGAUGAAAUCUUUUACUCCCAUGGCUGACCCUCCUGUAAUCCUUAACUUCUUCCCUCUUCAGAUAGCCAAUGUGGAAGAGAAAGGGUUAAGAAAAUAAAAGAGAGUUUUGCAUUUGAAAUGAUUAGCUGAUUCACUCAUGCAAUAUGCAUUGAAGUCUUCCAGUCAUUCAAUUAUUCCACCCAAAAGGUUUUCCAGUCUGGACUUGUAGUUUCUGCAGUUUUAUUCCCUUUGGCCUGAGCAGGCCAAAGGCUGAAUGUGGAAAGAAUGAGGUGCAGGAAUGAGACAGUCUAAUCAGGGCUCUGGUGUGGCAGAACAGGAGGGCCUCAGCCAUCACCUACACCUUUUGUGGUGGCAUUUUGGGAGCUUGCUCUUGUCAGUCACCUCAUGGCAGCAGGGGUCAAUUCCAGAGCACACAGCUGCUGCUCUUGGGUGGCUGUGGACCUGUCCAAGCUGGGAAGUAUUUUGUGGUUUUGAUUUUAAAAAAUUUAGAUUGCAAGUGAAACCUGGAAUACCUGGAAUACCUUUUCAGCAAUUCUCUCAUGCUGCUCCUGUGAAGUAGAAUGAAAGCUCAGCCCUUUUUUUCUUUUUAUCUAUAAAAUGGCAGUUAAGAUGCUCCUGGAAUACUGCAGGAAGUAUGCAUCCCUCUCAGGGUGGACAACUCACAGUGGAGUUUGUGUUAGGAGGAAGGCAGUGCUGUGCCGGAGGGCUGUGCCACACAGUGUCUUCUCCAGCUGUGCUGGCAGUGGUUUUUUGCAGGAGCCAGGGAGGAACAACAUGGCUGGACUGUGCUCUUUUCCCAUUUUUUUUUAACAGCAGAGCUUCUAUCAAUGAACUUAAUAGCCUUUAAUAGCUUUCCCUGUGCUUUCUUUUUUUCCAUCUAAACUCAUAGUAUUUACAAUGCUGAAUGGAUUCCACAACUUAACAUGUAGGAGAAAUCAAUAAAUUUUUUGGUUUCCUAAACCAGCUGCCCAAUAACUUCUGGUGAUGCCCUCUACAUGUUAAAUUGUGAGAAGAGAUGAGCAACUGUUUCCUAUUUGUCUUCCCUGUGCCAUUCAAGAAUUUACAGACCUCUAGUGUGUUUUCCAAACACUGCUGCUUUCCCAGAGGAAAAGCCAUAGCUUAAUACCAUAUUGUACAAAAGCCAUUUCACAUCUGUGCUCAUUGUUAUUGCUAUUCUCUGUAUUUUCUAGUUCUGCUGCAACCAGUGUUCAAAAUGCAGGCACACCAGAAAUGUACGUUUUCAUAAUUAUGCUUUGAUUUUUGUCAUCAUUCUUUCCCACUGAUUUCUAAUUUAUUUUUUAAAGUACCACUGAAUGCUGAGCUGCCAUUCCAUAGAACUGUCCACUAACAUUAAGAGCUAUUCUGAAGGUUACUGAAUAAUUUAAUUUCCAUCAGUGUGUAUAUAUAGGAGAAUUGGCUUUUCCCCAGUGAGCAUUUAUUUGCAUUUAUUAAUACUCAAUUUAGCCUGCUGUUUUUAGCUCCUAAUCUCUCUGUGGCAUACAGUCCUAUAAACGGGACUCCAGCAAGUCAAACAGCAGUAACACUCUGAAUACCACAUAAACGAAAGUUCAAGAAUUUGAGCUUGAACAGGCUUACCUAGAAGGAUAGGAAUGUUUCAGUGUAACCAAAAAUUAAUACUCUGUGGCUCAUUUAGGCACCUCUAAGGACAUGUACUGUCUGGUUAGCUGAAAUGGGCAAUGCCAGUGUGUGUUGGGUUGAUUUUACCUGUAUAUUCUGCUGGAGCAGAACGUUGCUACCUGAGACAUUUGGAAAUCAGAAGCAUUGGACAUUUUGCAUCCUUGGUAAAAAUACUCAUUAUGUUAAUGAUUUGUUUAUCAAUUCUUUUCAUCUUUAGCUAGGCCAUAACUUAUGGGGGAAAGACUUUAGCAGAAGACAGAGGCCUUCUUUUGACUAUGUGUUUAUUCUCCUGAUUUUCUCUAUCAUCAUGCAGUACCAAGAUCCAUUGUUAAGUACAAUCAAACAUUGUCCUUUUUGUGUCAUGCAGAUACUUCUGCUACCUAACAGGGGAGCUGUCACCAGUGCAAAUAGCUGGUAGUAAAGGUAAAACACAGGUGGCUUGUAGGGUAAGACAUCAGUGUCUCUAAGCACUAAGUGAUUUUAUAUGGUUGCCUGGUACAGACUCUGGUACAUUAUCUGCAGCAAGAUGCAUGUCUAGAGGAAAAGGAAAUAAAUGUGGACCCUGCUGGCCCCUGCUGCUGUCAGCCUACACCCAAAAUAGUGACCUUUCAAAAUGAUUUUUGCUUUAUUUAUUGACAUUUUUUCAUUUGCCUGAUAGCUGGGAUAGCUGCCUGAUGGGCAGGAUUUCACUGAUAGCAUCACUAAAAUAAGGAUCAUGCUGGCAUAAAUUAAUCAUGAAACCAACCUUCCAGCAGGAGCUUUGCAGGCCAGAAGGAAUAUCAAGUGGCUUUCUUUCAUAUGUCUAAAUCACUUUAAUAUUACAUAUCUGCACUGCCCACUGUUUUGGACAAACAGUCCCUUCAUGAAGAAUGGAUGAGGGCAGAGGUGUAUGUAAUAGGCUGCUCUGAUGUAUUUUAAGUGUACUCAAAGAAAAUGGCUAAAUAAACCUUUUUCUAACAAAUAAAGGAGUUCCUAUCUGCUACCCAGGGGGACUGACUUGAGUGACUAGAGGAUCCAACUGUACAGCCCUUGCAGAAAGCACUUGGGCAGUAAAACUUUCAUAAAGCACUGCACAGCUUUCAAGUUUUUACUGUGUGAACCUGUUGUUACCUCGCCAUCAUUUUUACUCUACUCCUGCCAUUAUUGUGGAGAGAGAAAAGCCUAAUCUGUGCAAUCCCACAGAGGCACCUUAUUGAAUACGGUGUGAUUAGAAGAAAUGUUGGCCAAUAGGGUGAACCAUAAACUCCUUCAAGAAACCUACCAUGUUGCUUUUCCAAGAGGCACCAAUGUUUGGAUGCAGCCCCUACUGCUGACAGUGGCUCUGCCUCACUGGCAAUAACUCACCCGAACCUAAAAGGGAUAGACAAAAACUUUCAGUGGAUUUGGGACUGAAAAGUGAAGGUACAUCCUGGUUUAGGUAAAAUACAUGAUUAAAGAAAUGCAGAACUGUCAAAUUAUGUUCUCAUCUAAAAUAUAAUUGGAAAAAAUGUCAAAAAAUAUUGUAUUCAUUUUUCUACAGGCAAAAAGUCAUAUUUGAGGUUUAAAUUUUUUUAUCUAGACUGUGACAUGAAACUGAAUUUCCAGCAGGAAUAAUUCUUUUGAUAAUUGUAUUGCUUCGAAGGUUAAUUAAGGAAUAAACAUUAUUAUGUCUGCAUUAAUAAUUAAUGAAAAGUUGCCAGAAAGCCAUUAACUGUUAAAGUCAAACUAAGACACUCUCUUGGAAUCACAGCAACAUUGAUUAUGUGAUGAAGACUCAUUGUUUUUUAAAUAAUUGUUAUAACACUAUGGCAUCUUAAAGAGCAACUGAACUGCCUUUUUGAAUUAACUUUUUAAAUCAAAAAAUAAGUAGCUGCAAUGUUAGAAUAUGAUUUGAUUUUUUUUUUCAAGCAUAAAACAUCUCACCAGGCUCCUUCUGCAAAUCAAAACAAAUAAGACGUUUAUUUUUUUUUAUUUGUACUCUGGAGUUGUGUUCAUUUAAAUAAUAAAUCAAGCUUUCACCAGGAGGUAAAAAUAUAGUAUGUAAAGUGAGAGCUGAGCAAGAUGCUCCCUACAUGUUCAACUGUCACAAAGCUCCUUACUUCUACGUGGAGAAAUGUUUUUUCACUCAGACACGGCAUUAUUUGGCUGUCAGGUUACAAGAGAAAGCCAGAGGUGGUCUGAACAUCAUCAUCUCCUACCUAGGAGCCUGCAGGAAUUGCUUGGGCCCCACAAAGCUGGUACUAAGCCCUUCAGGCUGACAGGGCCUACCAAAAUGAGCAGCAACUCACUGCAGUUGCAGAACCACUACUGCUUUGUCAUCUCUUUUAACUGCUUGAUUCUUCAAUAUACACAGCACAAGAGUCCGAAGUUUCUGAUAAAAGCAAAAGAGGGAAGUUUAUGAGGGUCCUUUUCAACCUAAAAACUAUUAUAUGAGGCUAUGAAAUAGAGUGGAAAUUGAGAGCAAUUAUAUUAUGAAGUGAAAAACUGUUAAAAGAAUUAAGUAUCCUCUCCUGCUCUUGUCCACCAGCAAUACCUUUUGCAAUAAACAAAACAACCUGGCAGACGCUCAGCUGACAUAAAAGCAAAGCUAAAGCAAGGUUAGAGAAAGAUUUGUAACUGGGUUUGAGAGAAAAUAGCUAAGUGAGAGCUCUUUGGAGACUACGUGUUCAUUCACUGAUGGGACAGUACAAAUUUUAUAAGUGAAUUAAUUGUGACAGGUUAACACAGUAAAGUAAGUUGUUCAAUAUUUAUUGGUGCCUUCCAGCAUGUUGCUUUAUUCCUAUUAUUGUACCUAUUUUGUUCCCAUCUCAUUGUAGGAAAUAAAAUUAAUGGAGAAAUAUAAAAGGGGAGGUGCAAAAGCAGAAAAAGCAUCAAAAUUAUAAUCUUCUGUGAUGAUGAUUGUGCACUCUGGCAUGCAGUUGUUAAAAGAAUUUAAAACUAUACAAAUACAGUUGUGCCUCCUUUUGUCACAUAGGGGUACAACAAAUUAAGAAGUACACUUCUGCUAAAGGAUGAACCUAGAACCUUUUAUUUAUAUUAGCCUUUUCUUCAUAUGUGAGUUUUUGCUGGAGCAGAGAGACACUCAGUGCAGAUAAUCAUCAACCACACCCUGAAUAACUAAUACAGAAUGGCAGUACUGGGUCAAACUGGCAAGUCUCAGCCAGGUUCUUAUAACCAAGGUAAAAAAAGCCAUGCUCUAUCUGGUUAAAGUGCAGAGAUGCCAACAGAAGAUGUUUCCUGGGGGUUUUUAUCUUUUUUUUCCCUUUCCAUAAGAGCUGUAAAACCACUUCUGACACUAGUUCCUGCUCACCCACUAAGCACCUUGACCAGGUUUAAUAAGAGCUUUUACGGCCACAUUAGGACAGGGUACACAGACCCCUGACAGAGGAGCUGGCAAAGAGCUGGCAUGGAGAGCUGGGAGCCAGGCACACACCAGGGAAAGGGAACUGCCAUUCUCUUAGCUACCUCUGUGCUGAGAGAUGCUGAGGAGCAAAAAAAGGUACUGUACUUUGUCCUUUACUCAGAUUCUGGGAGUGGUACAAAGAUAACUGUCAUCUGUCACUUGGACUGCAGUUUAUACACAGAUUUCAGAAUACAGAAAAUUGAAACAUAGAACAGAAGGAAAAAAUACCUUGGAUACAAUUAGAAGGAUAUUUGCUUUUAUGGUUUAAAUUAUAUUUAGCUUAGUUUUUAACCCUUAACUUGAAAUGUUCCUGUUCCUACUUUAUACGGCUUGCUACCUACACUGAGUGUAUGUCUGAAGUUUGUGAGGGUUGCCAUGGGAUUUCUGGCUUCACUGCUUCAAAGUCAUUAUCUACAAUUUGACAAAGCUGAUCAACACUACUGCUGUAUAUGUUCAUUUUCCCUUAGAAACAUUGGUUUUAUAGAUGACCUUUAUGGAAAACAAUAUUAUUUCAUCUCUGCUUUUUAAUAUGUCAUCUCAUUUAUCAAAUGUAUUUAUUCAGAACAAAUAAACUGCAAGUCUGUGAAGA